GUUUAAAAUGUAUUGCGUUUAUUUUGGUGGGAGAAUUGGCUUCCAUAUUAAACCCUUAAAGGAAAAUAAAUAAACUUUAUACAAUGAAAUCUAUUGCCUUAAAAUAACGUCUUACAGAACUGCGCGUUUCGGAGCCGUGUGGAGAUCGGGAGAGCUGGACGGAUUUUUUUGCGAUUCCGGUGUGACCCUUGACCUGAGUGAUGUCAGGACUGAAGAGGCCGGCAGGGAGUGAACCCUCGACCUCCGCCCCUCCGGAGAAGAAGAGAGAGAGGGAGCGAGAUGGAGCAGCAGGAGGAGGAGGAGAGGAAGGGGGCGGGACCACGGUGGAGACUGUCAUCAAAGUGGGAGGAGUCUCGAGCACGGAGGAGCUGGAUGUCAAGGCUCUGCAGAUGAAGAACAGGAAGCUGGCUGAGACGCUGGACCAGCGGCAGCUGAUCGAGGACGAGCUGCGAGAGACGAUUGAGCGUCUGGAGAGGAGGCAGGCCACCGACGAUGCCAGCCUGCUCAUCCUGAACCGCUACUGGAGCCAGUUUGAUGAGAAUAUCCGUCUCAUCAUUCGUCGAUAUGAUCUGGACUCGGAACUCUCCGAGCCGCUGAGUGACAGGAAGGCUCUAGAACCUUCGGAGCGCAAGAGUCUAGAACCCUCGGACCCCGGAACCGGACUCCGACAGCAACCCGGAGAGAGGGAGUGUGCGAGAGAGGGAGAAGGAGGAGAGAGGAGGAGGAGAGAGAGCUGGGGCUGGAGAGGGGAGGAGAGAAGAGAGAGUCCUCAGUGAGACCGCCGCUCUCCUUCCUCGCCACCCUGGCCAGCAGCAGCAGUGAUGAGAUGGAGGCUGCCCUGCAGGAGAGGGUGGAGUCAAGCCACCGGCUCACUGAGAGGGUGCUGGAGAUCUGCGACAGCUUAC
Molecule: messenger RNA, 905 nt
Organism: Acipenser ruthenus (sterlet)
Lineage: Eukaryota; Metazoa; Chordata; Actinopteri; Acipenseriformes; Acipenseridae
Product: E3 ubiquitin-protein ligase BRE1A-like
Exons: 5
Coding region: 201-776 (191 amino acids)
Cellular component (GO): nucleus; HULC complex
Molecular function (GO): ubiquitin protein ligase activity
Source: RefSeq, a predicted model, not a curated record